Ceratina calcarata is the source of this 787-nucleotide messenger RNA. RefSeq names its product eukaryotic translation initiation factor 4E type 3. Gene Ontology annotation, biological process: translational initiation. NCBI's taxonomy places the organism in Eukaryota, Metazoa, Arthropoda, Insecta, Hymenoptera, Apidae. The record is from RefSeq and is a predicted model, not a curated record. The transcript has 6 exons. Bases 16 to 648 code for a protein of 210 amino acids. Gene Ontology annotation, molecular function: translation initiation factor activity; RNA 7-methylguanosine cap binding. Gene Ontology annotation, cellular component: eukaryotic translation initiation factor 4F complex.
UGUGUCGCUUCGAACAUGGCUGCGAUCGAGUGCAACUUGAAAGAGGACUGCUCGACGGACUUGUCGAAGUCGCCGGUAUUUUCAGAUGAAACAGUCAAAACGAUCGAAGAACAUGAAACAUCGGGGAUACCGUUGCAGUCCGCCUGGACUUUCUGGUUGGACAGAGCUAUAUCUGGCACAACUGUAGAGGAGUAUAAACAAAAUUUAACGAAGAUUUAUACUGUGAACACUGUACAAAGCUUUUGGGCUGUCUUCAAUAAUAUACCAAAAGCCAGUGCUGUACAAGUCAGGUAUAGCUAUCAUUUAAUGAGAGAUGAAAGAUAUCCAUUAUGGGAAGAGCCUAUCAAUCAGAAUGGUGGAACAUGGAGAUUGAAGUGCUAUAAAUCUGAUACUGAAACAAUUUGGAAAGAAAUGGUGCUCGCUGCUAUUGGAGAACAAUUUGCCGAUUGCGUCAUGGAAGGUGACGAAGUUUGCGGAGUGACUGUGUCUAUAAGAGAAAGAGAAGACAUUAUCCAAAUUUGGAACAUGAAUGCGUCUUUGGCGUCAAAGGCUACAGUGUUGGAUAAAGUCCACUCUCUGUUACCUAAUACAAAGUUUCAAGAACUUUAUAAACCGCAUCAAUCGCAUCAUGCUUAUGGUCGUCGUUGAAAUGCUACCAUGAGUUUGCAAUACUUCUUAGGAACGAUCAAAAAUCUGAUUAGAUCAAUCAAGAAGAAAAUGAUUCUACUUAUAUACAAAGAAAUGUUAAACUUUAUUUGUUAAUAAUAAAUUGUUUCUUAACAAUGAC